Chlorella variabilis is the source of this 2097-nucleotide messenger RNA. RefSeq lists its product as hypothetical. The transcript is spliced from 23 exons. Gene Ontology annotation, molecular function: iron ion binding; 4-hydroxy-3-methylbut-2-en-1-yl diphosphate synthase activity (ferredoxin). Gene Ontology annotation, cellular component: chloroplast. The record is from RefSeq and is a predicted model, not a curated record. Lineage: Eukaryota; Viridiplantae; Chlorophyta; Trebouxiophyceae; Chlorellales; Chlorellaceae. Gene Ontology annotation, biological process: isopentenyl diphosphate biosynthetic process, methylerythritol phosphate pathway; terpenoid biosynthetic process. Bases 1 to 2097 code for a protein of 698 amino acids.
AUGCAGACCGCCGCGACCCAUAGCAGCAGCAGCGUCUUCCUGCGGGGCGAGAGCCUGCUGCAGCGGCACGGCCGCACCAUGCGGUCAGCCGCACGCCAGAGCCCCGUGAGGGCGGCGGUGGCGGGUGAGGGCCCCAUGAUUGUGACCCAGAAGAAGGAGCUGCGCCUGCUGACUCCCAAGUACUGCGAGAGCAUCAGCCAGACGCGCCGCCGCCCCACCCGUACCGUCGACAUUGGCCCCGUCAAGGUGGGCAGCGAGCACCCCAUCGCCCUGCAGACCAUGACCACCACCGACACCCGCGACAUUGAGGCCACUGUGGAGCAGGUCAAGCGGUGCGCGGAUGCGGGCGCCGACAUUGUUCGCAUCACGGUGCAGAGCAAGCGGGAGGCGGAGGCAUGCAUGAAGAUCAGGGAGCGGCUGUUCAAGGACAGGUACACCACCCCGCUUGUGGCAGACAUCCACUUCCAGCCCGCGGUGGCCAUGAUGGUGGCGGACGCGUUUGAGAAGAUCCGCAUCAACCCGGGCAACUUUGCCGACGGUCGCAAGACGUUUGAUGUGAUCAACUACGACGACCCGGCGCAGUUUGCGGCGGAGAGGGACUACAUACGCGAGGUGUUCACGCCGCUGGUGGAGAAGUGCAAGAGCCUGAACCGGGCGAUGCGUAUAGGCACCAACCACGGCUCCCUGUCCGCCCGCAUCCUCUCCUUCUACGGCGACACGCCGCGCGGCAUGGUUGAGAGCGCGUUUGAGUUUGCCGACAUCUGCCGCGACCACGACUACCACAACUUCCUCUUCUCCAUGAAGGCCUCCAACCCGCUGGUGAUGGGCGAGGAUGGGCGCAUGAAGAGCGCCAUCGGCAUCGGAUCGCUGCUUAUGGAUGGGCUGGGCGACACCAUCCGCGUCAGCCUGACAGAAGACCCCGAGUUUGAGAUAGACCCCUGCGGCAGGCUGGCCAACCUGGGCAAGAAGGCGGAUCAGGAGGGGUGGGGGGUGGAUGCGUUUGAGGAGCACCGCGACACGCACCUCUUCACGCGCAGGGUGGGCACCCUGCCCGAGCAGCGCGAGGGCGACACCGCCGACUACCGCCCGCUGCUGCACCGCGACGGCUCCGUGCUGUCGGUGGUCUACCCCAAGGACCUGGAGCAGCCAGAGAUGAUGUACCGCCGCCUGGGCGCCAAGCUGGUGGUGGGCAUGCCCUUCAAGGACAUCGCCACCGCAGACACCAUCCUCAUGUACCAGACCCCCAGCAGCAGCGACACCGAGGGCCGCCGCGCGCUGCGCCGCCUCCAGGAGGUGGGCGUGCACGUGAUGGCGCCUGCCGAGGUGCUGGCCGCCGACCCGCUGCCCGACGCAGUGGCGGUGAUGCAGCUGGCGGUGGCGGCCUCCGCGCACCGCGCCGGCGGCGUCAAGCUGCCCGAGGGUGCUGGGCGGCUAGCUGUGUUCAUCGACGGCACUGAGGGCGAGGCAGACCUUGCGACGCUCAAGGACAUGGGCGCGGUGAUGGCCCUGCUGAAGACGGCACCCGGCCUGAGCCGCGUGCACUCCUCGCGCCGCGUGUUUGAGCAGCUGCAGCAGCAGGGGAUCUCCAUACCCGUCAUCCACCACAUCACCUUCCCAGACGGAACCACCCGCGACGAUAUUGUGCUGCAGAGCGGCAGCAUGGUGGGCGCCCUCAUGGUGGACGGCUACGGCGACGGCCUGGUGGUGGAGUGCGCCUCAGAGGACACAGACUACCUGCGCACCACAGCCUUUGGCCUGCUGCAGGGCUGCCGCAUGCGCAACACCAAGACCGAGUACGAGGUGACCGACCAGAUCCGUACCCGCACCGGCCACCUGCCGGGCGUGUCCAUCGCCGUCAUGGGCUGCAUCGUCAACGGCCCGGGAGAGAUGGCCGACGCCGACUUUGGCUACGUGGGCGGCGCCCCCGGCAAGAUUGACCUGUAUGUGGGCAAGGAGGUGGUGCGCCGCAACAUCCCCAACGAGAGCGCCUGCGACGAGCUCAUCGACCUCAUCAAGGAGCACGGCCGGUGGCAGGAGCCUCCCAAGGAGGAGGAGGAGGAGGGCGAGGCCUCGCUGGCUGCCGCCGCCUCCGCCUGA